AAUGAUCUUAUAGAUCUCAUAUCAAGAUAGACGGGAGUUCCCACGACUGGUUCGCUGCUGACCUAUUAUUUUCGAACAGUUUUCAGAAAUUCUUAAGUAUAUCCAAUCAUCUAUCUUAAAAUGUUUCAUCUACCUUCACACGUUGAAAAAUAUAAAAGUUCGGAAAGCGAAAAUACGCUUACUAAAGAACUGGAUGAUUUUGUCCAAGAAUUUUUCAACGGACGCUCUGAACCAAAAAAAAUCAAGGUGGAGACGUUGAGAAAUGUUAUACCAAAAUUUCAGAAAAACUAUAGAGAGAGAAAUAAUUUUCCAAAAAAAAAGUCAAGCUGGGAAAAUCCUCCACCUCCAGGUUGGCCAAGUGAUAUUCCCUACAUAGAUCCAAAUAACCCAAAGAGUUCAAAAAAACCAAGAAAAGUAGACUUACAAAAGAUAGUAGAAGUAUUUGUUUCUGAUUAUCAAACUUCGAAACUACAGCAAAUGUCCUACCAUCCCGAAAUCGAUGCUCACGACUAUGAAUAUAAUUUUGAAAACAAUUUUCUAUAUAAUAAUAACUUUGAAGAAGAAAAUUCACUCUUCUUAACACAUGAUAUGCAUAACAUUCAGGCGAAAGAACGAUCAGAAACAAUAUCUGAAUCGGAUUUACUGUGGGAUUCUAGCCAAAGAAUUAAAAUGAAAGUAAACAUUAUUGGUAGUAUAAGCGACAGCUUACCAAAAGACGUUCAGCAGGAAUUUCAAUACAUUAAAGAAAGGAAAAUUACGGAUACGGUAGUUCGAAGCGAACUGGAACAGAAAUUGGAUGAAAUAAAGAGGGAGCAUCAUGAAGAGAUAAAUAAAAGAAUUCAAAGUCGGGAGCAAAAGGAAGAACUUGAAGUAAGUUUCUUAACUUCUUUUUCGUUUAAUAUAAACUUUUUAUAAUCAAGAAACAAACUAUUGAGCUGCAGCUAGUAAGUGAAUUUGUUGAGGAUGCUAAUCUACAGCUGUUGCUGGACGAUUUGGAGUGUACUAAUGAUUGUUUAUUAUACAGUGAUUCAAAUUUAGAAAACUGUACUCAGCAAAUGUAUUCAAACGAUGAAGGAAAUGAUAAUCAAUCGACUGCUAAGAGACAUUGGCACAUUGAUUUCGAUAAUGACGAUCAAAGGCAUAGAAAAAAGAUGAAAUAUAAUAUUACAGUCUGAAGAAAAAUUUGAGAUAACAGCGAUUAUUCCUUUCGAUGAGUCUCUUUCGGGUAGCCUAUAGAUUUCUAUAAAUCUAGCAAACUAUAUUACUAUUAUUAUUAUCUAAUAUAGUUGAAGAACGUUUGUAAUUUAACGAAAUUUACACGUUUAACUCAAAAUUUAAGAUUAUAUUUGAUCUAAACAAAGAUAUAUUAUUUCAUAAUCACCGAAAAAUCAAUUCUGAAUAGCAAAGAAUUCUAUUAAUUUCUUAUUGCUAUUUAACAAUAUUUUGCUUACAAGUAGUUGCUAUUCAAUUGUUGUAUUAAUUCAGUGGUGACAUCUAUAAUCUAUUAACUUGAUAGCGUCUUUUAUGAAUACAAUCCUCUCUAUAUUUGUUAGAAGAAAGUCUUAAGUCUUUUUUUAACGGAAAUCAAAUAAAAC
Dimorphilus gyrociliatus is the source of this 1595-nucleotide messenger RNA. NCBI's taxonomy places the organism in Eukaryota, Metazoa, Annelida, Polychaeta, Dinophilidae. The record is from the annotation of a GenBank genome assembly.